CUGGGCUUUCAUAAAUCCUUAGUUUCCCGAUCAAUUUUCCGAUCGAAUUCAGACCGAAUCCAACGACUCUGUUGACCCAGGUUUGCUUUGACUUUAUGAUCUGUUGUUUCCUCUGAUUCAAUUCAGUUUCCAAUUUAAAAGAGGGGUUAGGGUUUUUGUUUGGAUAAUAUAAAAAUCGAAACUUGAUUCUCCAUAAUUGUGUAUUUAUCGUAAUUGUUUUGAUUAUGGUGAAAUCGGAACUCGAGAAGAGCAGAGGAGGUCGGGGAUUGCAUGUUCGCGGGACGGAGAGAGUUGUUUUCCGGCCACCGGCGAAGAAAUUAGGAUUUGACGGAGGUGUUGAGAGCUUCAAAAGUAGCUAUGGCUGUGAAAUAAGAGAUUACAGAGAUGGUGGUGGUGGUAGGAGUAGGGUGAGGCGGAGAGGUGAAGAAGAGGGAUAUAGUGGUGGUGGUGGUUAUGGAGGGAAGAGAAGCGGAUGUGGAGGUUUGAAGACGGAGCCGCAUUCGGUUGUUUCUGAAUGGGAUUGUAGUUCUUACUCUCCGGUGAAGAUACGUGCUUCUGGAGAGGUGGUGAGGUCUUUGGAUUCGAGAGGAGGGAGGAGUGAGAUUAGUGAGAGCAUGGUUUUGGAGAUGGAGUAUGAGUGUGACCACGCAUGGUAUGAUAGAGAAUAA
Messenger RNA from Argentina anserina (silverweed cinquefoil), 668 nucleotides. RefSeq lists its product as uncharacterized. The record is from RefSeq and is a predicted model, not a curated record. The transcript has a single exon. NCBI's taxonomy places the organism in Eukaryota, Viridiplantae, Streptophyta, Magnoliopsida, Rosales, Rosaceae. Bases 225 to 668 code for a protein of 147 amino acids.